Osmia lignaria (orchard mason bee) is the source of this 1531-nucleotide messenger RNA. RefSeq names its product nuclear distribution C, dynein complex regulator (gene nudC). The record is from RefSeq and is a predicted model, not a curated record. Gene Ontology annotation, biological process: protein folding. Gene Ontology annotation, cellular component: cytoplasm. Lineage: Eukaryota; Metazoa; Arthropoda; Insecta; Hymenoptera; Megachilidae.
GAUGAUUCCGAGUAGAAACGUGGUGUGGCAAUAAAGUGCGCUGCUUUGAACGUCAGUGAUAUACCUUUACUGAGAUUUAUUCAGCAUUUUGUGAUAAGUUCUCUACGAAAGGCGUACAAAAUGACACAAAACGAAGAGAAAUUCGACGGAAUGUUGCUAGCUAUGGCCCAGCAACACGAAGGCGGUGUACAAGAGCUUCUCGACACAAUCUUCAGUUUUCUCGCUAGAAAAACUGAUUUUUACACCGGAGGAGGUGAGGGAGCUGCAGAAAAGCUUGUUACUAGCAAAUUUAAAAAAUAUGAAGCUACCGCGCUUGCCAAGGCUGCCAGUGAGAAAGCAGAACGUGCUGAACAAGAAAGACGCCGUAAGGAAAGAUUGGAAAAGAAAAAGAGAGAGGAGAGGGCUGAGGAAGAAAAGUUGAAUUCAGAAUCUAAGAUUGUUGAAUUAACGGACGAACAGGCUGCUAAAUUACAAGAGGAAAUAAAUAGUAAGAAAUUGGAGAAGGAGACACCUGCAGUUCCUGGACCUAGCAGUGAGAGAAUCGAGAAUGAGACUGAUAAGAAGGAAGAGAACUUGGAGGACGAGGAAGAGGAUGAAAAGGAGAAAAACAAACUGAGACCUAAUAGUGGAAACGGAGCCGACCUGCCAAACUACAGAUGGACCCAGACACUUCAAGACUUGGAGAUCAAAGUCCCGUUGAAAGUAAAUUUCUCGGUCAGGCCUAAGGACGUUUCGGUGACGAUCACGAAGAAGCACUUGACCUGCGCUAUAAAGGGUCAACCACCCAUCAUCGACGGUGAUUUCCCACACGAAGUCAAGGUCGAGGAGUCCACCUGGGUGAUCGAGGAUGGAAAAAUGUUGCUUAUCAAUUUGGAGAAGGUGAACAAAAUGCAAUGGUGGGCACACGUGGUGACAACCGAUCCUGAGAUCAGCACGAAGAAAGUGAAUCCUGAACCCAGCAAACUGUCCGAUCUCGACGGUGAGACCAGAGGUUUGGUAGAGAAGAUGAUGUACGAUCAAAGACAAAAGGAAUUAGGCUUGCCUACUUCCGAUGAGCAGAAGAAACAAGACGUGAUCAAAAAGUUCAUGGAGCAGCAUCCUGAGAUGGACUUCUCUAAAUGCAAAUUUAAUUGAACUGGUUCAAUUUAAUGAUAUGGAGAUGAUUGAUCGUUGGUCAGGCUAUUGUUAGAUCAAAUGGAAAAAGAAAUUAUAUUAUCAGCCACGUCGAUGAAAUCCCAACGAAGCUCUUCUGAUAUCAUCUCGUUAAUUAUCUCGACGUUAUUUGCACCUAUCUCUGAUACUCGUUUGCUACCAGGUUCUAAGAAAUCGCUGUUCGACGAAAGAUGGCACCACAGUCCUCACGAAAAGGCCUCUUUCUCGUUCACUUCUUUAUCUUCUGUUCUCGCUCUUCCUUUCGUCUCUCGUGAAUUCAAAUGGAAAAGCAGGAGCAGACUCGAGUUGCACAAAAGUGUAUCAUGAUUUUUUCACCUUACGUUUCAUAUUAUUGAAUAAUAAAAAGUUUAGAGAAAAA